AUGGCUCCUACAAGUAUUUGGGUAGCUUUUUCCCUCUUCUUCUAUUUCAUUGUGAACAGGAUAUACAAAUCACACAUAUAUUCUUCCAAACUGCGCAAAUUCGAGUGUCAAGAGCCAGUACCGAAAGACACUAUCAGCCGUUGGCCUUUCGGUCUUGAUAUGCUCAAGAUAGCUCUGGAGGCCGAUCGUGGCAAAUUCUUCCCACUCCUCCUUCAAAGAAAUGUCCAACAAUAUGGCAUAACAUUCAAGUAUUCGAUCAUGAAUACUUCGAGUCUUUUUACAGUAGAUCCGAAGAAUCUAAAAGCUAUUUUAGCGACACAAUUUGACGACUUCGAUCUAGGGUCAAUGCGGAUAGGGGCCUUCUGGCCUAUGCUUGGGAAGGGCAUAUUUACACAAGAUGGCCACGAAUGGAAAGUAACAAGGGAUAUGAUGAGACCCCAGUUCAAUCGGGAUCAGAUGAGUGAUUUCGAGGUGGAGGAGAAGCAUGUUCAGAAUUUGAUGAGAGCUAUAGAUACCAGACUUCAGGGUGACUGGACCGCAGAGAUAGAUCUACAGGUUCUUUUCUUUCGAUUGACCAUGGACUCUGCAACAGAAAUUCUACUUGGACAGUCUGCUGAUACCCAGCUUCUCGAUCUGCCAGAAAAUCAAACAAAAGCCCAGGGUACCAGAAUAGAUUUUGCGGCUGAGUUUGACAACGCUUUAUCUUGGCUUUCUACCCGUGGCCAUUUUGCUGAUAUGUACUGGCUGGUCUCCAGCAAAGACUUCAGGAAUUCUUGCAACAAAUGCAACGAAUAUGUCGAUCAUUUUGUUCAACUUGCUCUCAACAGAAACUCACUGGCCAGAGAUCAAGACAAAGAUGAUUCAACCGCAAUCAAGAAGAGAUACAUUUACCUGGACGCCCUUGCAAAAGAAACACAAGAUCCAAUUGAGCUUCGUUCUCAGUGCUUACAUUUGAUGCUAGCAGGUAGAGACACGACGGCCUCAUUACUAGGAUGGUUGUUUCUUUUAUUCGCUCAAAAUCCCAAUCAGUAUCAAAAGCUGCGUAAUAUCGUCAUCGAAAACUUUGGAACAUACGAAAAUCCUUUGGAAAUAAACUUCUUGGACCUCAAAAAUUGCCGAUAUCUCCAACAUUGUUUGAAUGAAGCUUUGCGACUUUAUCCACUUGUACCAUUUAACGUCAGACAAGCAAACAAGGACACAACCCUACCACAUGGCGGUGGAAAGGAUGGAAAAUCGAAAGUCUUUAUUCCAAAAUGGUCAAUAGUUGAAUACAGUGUUUUCGCCAUGCAUCGUAGAAAGGAUAUAUGGGGUGAUGACGCCGAGGAGUUUCGACCUGAGAGAUGGGAAGGAAAGAAAGUGGGAUGGGAAUUUUUACCUUUUAAUGGUGGUGCAAGGAUUUGUAUCGGGCAGCAAUUUGCCUUGAAUGAAGCCGGUUACGUUGUUGUAAGACUUCUUCAGAGGUUUGAUAUAAUUCGAGAUAUGGCAACGGACUCAGUUGUGAAACAUGAACUCAAACUCACAAAUUCCUCCGCCAACGGUGUUAAAGUUAAGCUACAUGCUUCCACUGUAUGAGAGCAGAUGUGUCCAGUAUCAUGUGCUAUGCUUUUUAUUUCUCAUUUUCCCCAAUUGGUCUUGGAAAAUUGGCAAUUUUGCAUAACUUGGUGGUAUGAGACUAGAAAGGAAUGAUUACAUUUGGAUUAGCAUUGAUGCACGAGUACAAAUGGCAGGCGAAAAACAGCAGCUCGGCGGUCAGACAUCUCGCGUAGUAGCCAGUCUUGUUCAUUCAUUUAACUCCAAUUUAAAUACUCACUCAUGCUAAGCCCAGUUUCUUGAGAAUAGCCUUAAUUUCUUCAGCGACGAGAUCUGGAUCAUCAGUUUGUAUAAAGUGACCACAGCCACUGGCAAUCUUCACACCCUCACAUCGAUCUUCAUCUGUGAUACUCACUAGACCGGCAUUAUAUUGGGCCCAAUGUCUUCACAGCGCUGAUUAGUCAAACAUUCCCGCCAAGAGCACUGCAACGAUACAAACUUACGGAUUCGUAAACCUCAUACUCAUGCUCUUGGGUGUUCCCAUUCUUUUUAAACUCGCGUCCGCAAACGUAACCGGAUCGUGCCCUACAACCGUAAGCCACGGACCUUUUCCAUUCGUACCAAUAAGUUUAGGUUUAUCGUCACAGGGGAGUAAUCUUGGACCAGGUCGUCGAUCCAUGGAUUCAGAGUUUGGGACUGAUAAAUCAAAUACAUUUGUCAACCGCGUGCGUGCUUCAAUAUAUCGGGAAAGUGAGCAGUCUGGUGCGAGUACGGUAGAGGGGUCGAAGGUGGGGGAUAAAGGAUCCGGGAGGAAAUCGCUAAAAUUUAUAUUGGCGAUGUUGGAGUCAAGUGCGAUGAGCGCGGCGCAAAUGAAUGGAUGGGAUUGUACAUAGAGACGGGCUAUGGGGACCUGGCACUGAGGCAGCCACGAAUAUCACACUCAGUCUCCCAUUUUCGGCAUCAGUUUUCUCAAGCCCAAGUUCCUUACUAGCGACAACUAGAAUAAUUUCGUGAAGAUCAUUUGCAGCGUCCAUGAAAUCAUGUCCAUAACCAUUUCCAUCAUCUAGAGGAUCUCUUGCAGUAGUCAACCCCUGCCCAUAACGGUCAAAUGUUAAGAGUGGUGGGGCUUCCUUGACAUGAGAUCGAAGAACUGAUAUACAUGACUCCCAUGAGGAAGCGGGAAGACCAAGUCCAUUUACAAAGACAACAAGGGUGUGGUGUAGCGUGACAUUCGAUUCUGAGAGGGUCGAAUAAGAUGCACGUGGAAAGAAGGUGUAAGAUAUCGGAGCUUGUGGCUUUGAAGGAAUAGUAAGGAAAGAUGGACACGGGUCGAUCGGAGAAGUAUCAGAGGAUUGUUUCAUUUCGGGAAUUGUGGAAGUUGACCAAUUUAUCAUAUCUAAACCUAUGCGAUAUUCAUGAAGUGGAUCAAUGAUGUAUUCAGCCC
Botrytis sinoallii is the source of this 2974-nucleotide messenger RNA. RefSeq lists its product as uncharacterized. Gene Ontology annotation, molecular function: oxidoreductase activity, acting on paired donors, with incorporation or reduction of molecular oxygen; iron ion binding; monooxygenase activity. NCBI's taxonomy places the organism in Eukaryota, Fungi, Ascomycota, Leotiomycetes, Helotiales, Sclerotiniaceae. Bases 1 to 1572 code for a protein of 523 amino acids. The transcript is spliced from 4 exons. The record is from RefSeq and is a predicted model, not a curated record.